Messenger RNA from Closterium sp. Naga37s-1, 1143 nucleotides. NCBI's taxonomy places the organism in Eukaryota, Viridiplantae, Streptophyta, Zygnematophyceae, Desmidiales, Closteriaceae. The record is from the annotation of a GenBank genome assembly.
AUGGCCCUCCGCGUCCACCCCGCCUUGCCCCCGGGAACGCGCCCCUUGGCGAGUGUUACAGUAAAGAGCGAACGUAAUAGAAUACCCUUGCCCCGCGCGCGCCUACUCUCCUCCGCCCACUCGCUAGCCGCCGCUUCCCCCUUCCGCACCGACUGCUGCGCCACUCCGCCAAUCGCAGCGCGCGUCCCCUCCCGCAGGCGGAGUGUGUGGCGCGCAGCUGCUGCAGGGGAAGCGGGCGAGGCGGAUGCGGGGGUGGCGCCGCUGGUGACCGCUGCGGGCGAUGGCGCAGUGAGGGCGGUAUCUGCUACUCGCUCGGGACUCUUCCGCUCACCUGUGUCUGGAGGGGUAGAGAGUGCCACGAGCGCCCACGGGCUGCCAGCACCCGCUGUAGCAGUGAGGAAUCUGGUGGAGCAGGCGCAGUACGCGCAGCUCUGCUCCAUCAUGUCCCGCUCGCACCACCGCCGCAAGGGGUACCCUUUUGGGUCGCUGGUUGAUUUUACCACUGAUGCUGAUGGCCAUCCCGUCUUCCUGCUGUCCCCCCUGGGCAUGCACUCACGCAACCUGCAGUCGGACCCGCGCUGCACCGUGGUCGUGCAGAUCCCGGGGUGGAGUGGCCUUGCCAACGCGCGCGCCACCAUCUUUGGGGACCUAUACCCCCUGCCGCCCAGCCAGCAGGAGUGGGCGCGGGGCUUCUACGUGAAGCGGCACCAGCACGGGGCGGCGCAGCAGUGGGGCAACUUUCACUUUUACCGCAUGGAUACCAUCUGCGACAUUUACUUUGUGGGGGGCUUUGGCACGGUGGCGUGGAUUGACGUGGCUGAGUAUGUGGCUGCCACGCCCGAUACCGUCGCCACCAACCAUGUGGAGCACACGCUGCAGGAACUCAACGAUAGGCUGGGCGGGGAACUGAGGGCGGUGCUGGCCGGGUCGAGCCCCCAGCAGGCCAUCGAUGAUGCAUCGUUUAUCAGCAUUGAUAGCAAGGGGGUGGACAUCCGGGUGCGACACGGCACUCAGUUCCACGUGCAGCGCCUCUCCUUCACCACAUCAGACGCAGUGGACUCACUGCCAGCAGCAGAGGCAGCGCUGCGUCGCAUCCUCGCCUGCCCCUCCCUCGUCCUCCCCAACGGCACCCCCCUACUCUGA